UCAAGGUGGAGCUGUUUUCUAGACAAAAUGGAUUUCAAAGUGUUUCUUCUUUGCUUUGUCUCUUUACUAGUGACAUCAAGCUGCCAAAAUUACUGCAGAGACUUGGCUAGUGUUCAAUCUACAGGAGAAGCCCAGUGCUGCUCAGGUGGCUCAUGCUGUCAUGAUGCCAGCGACUCUGGUCCAGCUUGUUGCUGUGAUGAGCAAUGCUUCCAAUAUAAAGAUUGUUGUCUUGAUAUUCAAAAAAUAGGCUGCGACCCUCCUAGUGGACAGAGCCUUCCUAAAUUUUGUGACAAAUAUCCAGAUAUUUUCACUUGCACUGCAGAGGGCUUGACCAAUGGCUGCUGUGAAGAAAACUGCACCGUGAGCAGUCCUUCUGGCCCUUGUUGCUCCUGUGAUGUGGAUUGCUAUGUGAGAGAUAACUGCUGCAGUGAUAUUCAAACUAUUGGAUGCUAUUGCAUUAAUUCUUGUAAGCCUUAUGGGUUCUCAGGCUGCUGUACUGAUAAUCUACCCGACUGUCAUACAAAUUGUGAUGAUUACUGCUUCUGUGAUGAAAACUGUCACUAUCGGGGUGACUGCUGCUCAGAUAUAGAAGAGAUAAAUUGCAGAUCACCUCUAACGGCUGAACCAAUAUACAAUUGUGAAUCCGAGAGAUUUCAAAAUAUACUUUGGCCACAGACUUUGAUUAAUGAAACUGCUCACGUUGGUUGUGGCACCUUUAUAGACAGAAUUGGUUCAUUCUCAAGAUACUGUGCUGGUGACAAAGAGUGGAAUAAUGCAGUCAUAAACACAUGUAGGUCAAAAGCCCUUGAAAAGAGUCGCAACCAACUACAAGGAAUUUUUAAUGGUACACUCGUGCUAAGUAUUGAAGACCGGAAUCAACUUAUUGAUGAAGCAGUCCAGCAUUCUAAAACUAUUUCUAGCCAUUCUAAUGAUACACAGAAUUUUCCACUUGACAUUGCACUCAUGAAUGAUAUCCUUUACUUGACUUUUAGGAUACUAUUCAAAGAAGACAAUGAAACCUCAUUUGAAUCAAUUCAAGAGGACCUCCUUGACAUCAUUGAUAAUCUUUUAAACAGCAAUUAUAGUGGUACUUGGAGUUUUUUAAGCAGUGGAAAUGGUGAAGGCGAUGCUAGACUGCUAAUAGAUAAUAUUGAGCAGUACGGUGAGUUUAGUGGCCAGUACUUAUUAGGGGAGGACUCACUGCAAACACAAUUGUUGAACAAAACAAAUAUUGAUAUGCAGUUUAGUUUUUUAACAGUGAAUAGUGAAGAAUACACUGUUCCUCUGCCACUGUCAGAUGAUAUCAGUCAAAGUGGUUCUGCAGUGCUAGAAUUACCAAAAUCAGAUUUGUUCACUGAUGAGUCAAAAGUUGUUGUUGUUAAUUCUUUUAUAAAGAAUAUUGGAGGGUUCUUGUUAUCCUCUGCAGGACUUUCAGAGGAGGCUGGUUCCAAUGUUGUGACUGCUCAGGUUUUUACAAGCCAACAGCAAGUUCAAACUGGAAUAAUAUUGAACUUCACCACAAAAGCAUUAAUUAAAGAUGUAGAGCCUAAAUGUGUAUUCUGGAACCACACUUUGGGUAAUUGGUCCAGUGAAGGAAUAAGUACAGUUAGCAUCACAAGGAUCAGUACCAAUCCUUUUCAGUACAAUGUGGUCUGCAGUAGCUCUCACACUACACCAUUUGUUGUACUAGUGGACUCACAAGAUUCUGUCACUGAAAUCCCUCCGGAAGAGAAUUUAGCUCUUGAGAUAUUUUCAUACAUUGGUAUUACUAUAUCUAGUGUUUGCUUGUUUCUGGGAAUAAUUGCAUUGCUAACACUCCGCAAAGAGCUAAUCAAGAGUGUGCAAUUCUUUAUUCAUUUUAAUUUAAGCAUUGCACUACUGAUAGCCUAUCUCAUUUAUUUGUUCUUCAUAGAUGACAAAUUUUUUAAUGUGACACAGUCCAAGGCUGGGUGUGCUGUAGUAGCAGUUUUUCUUCACUAUUUCUUCAUUGCUAGUUUUUCAUGGAUGUUAUGUGAAGGAAUUAUGCUGUUCCUUCUGUUAGUGGUUGUGUUUUCGGCUAUUUCCAAAAGGUGGUACAUAUUUCUUCUAAUUGGAUGGGGUUUACCAUUAAUUCCAGUAAUUGUGUCUGUAAGUGUAAUUCACGACUCUUAUGGAGUGCAAGGAAGAUUUUGCUGGCUUGAUCCUAAUAAAAAAGGAGCAACUUGGGCUUUUAUCGGCCCGAUGAUUCUGUGUCUUCUGGCUAAUAUAUUUUUCCUGGGCGCAUCAGUGAGGGCUCUCUUUCAUUAUCACAAAAGAAAUUUUCAGGACAAAAAGGAAUCAGAAAAAAGCCGUUCGAUUUUCAAGAGUACUAUUGGCGGGGCAGUUACCUUGAUACCUCUUCUUGGGGUUACUUGGAUCAUAGGCCUCUUCUCUGUAAAUUCAAAGACAACCAUCUUUGCUUGGCUUUUUGUUUUUUUUGCAAGUACACAGGGAUUUUUCAUCUUUGUUGUUAACAUUGCAAGAAAUCCAAAGAUAAAAGACUCUGUUAUGGCAUGCUUCUGCAAAAAGAGAGCACAGCGUAGGAAAAAUCAAGCCACGAAUUUGAUACGAACCAAUUCAACUAGAGAAAGAAAAUUAAGUCGUUUAGUGACAGACUCAUCAUUCAGAUCCGCUGCUGAUUAGUGAUGAAGAGUGAAAAAAAAUUGUACAGGAAUAAUAAAAAUAUAACUU
Messenger RNA from Amphimedon queenslandica, 2709 nucleotides. Its product is annotated as adhesion G protein-coupled receptor L3-like. The record is from RefSeq and is a predicted model, not a curated record. Gene Ontology annotation, biological process: G protein-coupled receptor signaling pathway; cell surface receptor signaling pathway. The transcript is spliced from 25 exons. NCBI's taxonomy places the organism in Eukaryota, Metazoa, Porifera, Demospongiae, Haplosclerida, Niphatidae. Gene Ontology annotation, molecular function: G protein-coupled receptor activity. The coding region runs from base 28 to 2661 and encodes 877 amino acids. Gene Ontology annotation, cellular component: plasma membrane.